Hirsutella rhossiliensis is the source of this 432-nucleotide messenger RNA. Its product is annotated as clathrin adaptor complex small chain domain-containing protein. Bases 1 to 432 code for a protein of 143 amino acids. The transcript has 2 exons. Gene Ontology annotation, biological process: protein transport; clathrin-dependent endocytosis. NCBI's taxonomy places the organism in Eukaryota, Fungi, Ascomycota, Sordariomycetes, Hypocreales, Ophiocordycipitaceae. Gene Ontology annotation, cellular component: AP-2 adaptor complex; intracellular membrane-bounded organelle. Gene Ontology annotation, molecular function: clathrin-cargo adaptor activity. The record is from RefSeq and is a predicted model, not a curated record.
AUGCUAUCCUUUAUCCUCAUCCAAAACCGACAGGGCAAGACGCGUCUCGCCAAAUGGUACGCCCCAUACAGCGACGAGGAAAAGAUCAAGCUCAAGGGCGAAGUCCACCGCCUCGUCGCGCCGCGUGACCAAAAGUAUCAGUCCAACUUUGUCGAGUUCCGUAACAACAAGAUCGUCUAUCGCCGCUACGCCGGGCUCUUCUUCUGCGCCUGCGUCGACACAAACGACAACGAGCUUGCCUUCCUCGAGGCCAUCCACUUCUUUGUCGAGGUCCUCGACGCCUUCUUCGGCAACGUCUGCGAGCUCGACCUCGUCUUCAACUUUUACAAGGUCUACGCCAUCUUGGACGAGGUCUUUCUCGCCGGCGAGAUCGAGGAGACGAGCAAGCAAGUUGUCUUGACCAGGCUGGAGCAUCUCGACAAGCUGGACUAA